AUGUCUGAGACAAAUUAUACUCAAAACAGUUACCUUAACAAGGAACGCUGUGAAAUGUCGACCGAUUCUUUUUUCCUGCAAAUAUUUCAAUUGAUUUUCUUUUCCAUUAUUUUGAUCUGUAGCUUUGUUGGAAAUGUUCUUAUCAUAAUUGUGGUGCGUGUGCGACAAGAGCUGAGAAGGACGAUGAACUUUUUUAUAGUGAACAUGGCAGUUUCUGAUAUGAUAUUUCCGUUAGCAUCUCUUCCGUUUAGUGUGGCUGCAAUUUCGGCCAAUUCGCGGGGAUGGCCCAUCAGUGGUACGCCCGGUUUGGCUUUGUGCAAGCUCAGUGUAUUUUUGACGGCUGUUUCAAUUACCGUGUCUGUGCAAAGCCUUUUCUGGAUUUCGCUGGAUCGAUUUGUGGCGGUGGUGUUGCCAUUGAAAGCGCUUCUUAUAUCCUCACGAUUUCGCGCUUUUGCAAUUGCGUCUACCUGGGUUGUGGCUGUGUUAAUCAACUCAACAGAUUUGUACACGAUGACGUUGAUACAGGAAAGUGGCGGGUUUCAUUGCACAAGAGAAAAAAAUCUUUCUUUGGUACUUAAAACAACUAUGUAUUUUCGUGUUGUCCUUAUAUCGAUCGCACCAUUACUACUAAUCACCGCGUUGUACUCUGCCAUAGCAGUGACGUUAAGAAGAAGAAACGCAACCCUUUCAUGCUCAUCGACAAAAGACAACGAUCAAAGAAAAAGGCAAGCAUUAAAGAUGAGCUUGUGCAUUAUAGUUGCGUUUAAUCUUUGCGCUCUUCUUUUCAUCAUAAUGGCGGUGGCUGGUCUUCAAGAUGAAUUUCCCGUGUCUUGUCUCGGUUAUAAGGUGUUAUGGUUUCUUGCUCUUUCUGGUCUUUACUUUACUUCAGUCGUGAAUCCAUCCAUGUGCUUUACAUUUAUUGAAAGCUUUCGACGUGGACUAAGAGAAACAUUUUCUUCGAGACGGGCCGGUAUGAAGAAGAUCCAGAAAUCUAAGAAUCGUAUAAAGUAGGGAUGAAGAUGAGGAAAUUUAACUCAUAAGGACGCAUUCCAAAAAUGUCGUUCGACAUGCAAGUAUGGUUGCAGGCUGUUCUUUUGGUUUGAGAGAUGCCAAACUUCAUGCAAUCUCUACUUCUGUUAUACACUCAGACAUCUCUCUGGUAUUUCGAACACUUGUUUUUUAAGCCAUGAUUUUACCGGAACAACUUUUUAAUGCCGCAUUUAAGAGUGCCAAUCCCAAAAAGCUAUGUAACGGCGACAGGAUUUGAUUUCAUGGGCCGCCAGAUUUAAGUUAGAUUUAAACCGUUACGCCAUUUGGUAAUUUGCGAGUUUGAGCAGUGAUCAUCCCUAGUCCUUAUUAAGGUUAGAUGGUAAGGUUGUAACAUAAAACUUGACCGGGCGUAAAUUUCAUACGUUUCAACAUUUUAUUCUAAAAGGGGGAUAAAAAAGGUAAUAUUUAAUCGUCCUUUAUUAUUUGUCUGAAUCAUAGGGCACAAGUAAAUAUAGUGUAUAUGCUAAAGAAGAGCACUUGUUAAGAUGCAAAAAGAUUCAGUGUGCCAAAUUCUAGCCGCAUCCCGCAUCGUUAUCGGUGUUAUGAUAGUUUACUACUUGCGUUACCUGCCAAGGAGCUGAUUAUAAUAAUAUAUUAUAAAAAAAUGACAAUUAUGGGAUUUUAGCCGAGGGCCCACCUCACCAGAGGGUGCUCUUGAGUAGGGCCCUAAUUAACAUUUUAAUUACUAUUUUUACUUUUCGAUAUCCUAUUGUGCAUUAUUCUUUGUCUUUUGUUUUCUUCAUAAAGCAAAAAUUAUAAAAAAGUGAGACAAAAAGAAAAAAAAACACAAACAAACAACAACAAAAACAAAACAAAAGAAAAACUGAGACUCCGUCCAUCAUGACGACCAUGGCAAGUAUUUAAAGAUGAUUUUCCGUAGCUUCCUGCAAUAGGAUUUUGAAAUAAAUGAUGAAAUGAAUAAAUUAUUAAGUUAAUAUAUGAAAAGGUAAAUAUUUCGAUGAAAAAUACACUAAUGUUUUAUAAAAUCUUUCUUGCCUUGUUCGGCACGCUUAGGGUAAGAAUUUGCUUGCAAAGUGGUUAUUAUUAAUACAUUAUAGAUUCAUACCCUACAAAAGCUUUUGUCUAAUUGUUUGCUUUAAAACUGUAACACCUGCUGUGGUUAGGACUCAAUAAACAGCCAGUCUUACAUUGUAUAAUUAUUAUAAAUUUAUAAUGGGUCCCAGUACCCCUUUUUUCGAACAAAGACAGUAAUUUUAAACUCAAAAAAAAAAUUAUCCAGGGACGCAGUGAUGAUGUCUGUUUUUAUGCCAAAAAUACGAUCUUCCUCCUUUUUGAAAUUCCCCCUUCUCGACAUAAGAAAGGGUCAAGAGAAUUUGUUCCAUACGACAGGGUUUCGUUAUAUCGAGAUACUCAGUUUACCAAUGUACUAUUUGGCAAAGAAAUUGUUCAAGUGCUCAUUUAUUCAGGGAUGGAGGGAUGUAUUUCUGUAUAUUAGGGAGAUUUAGAGUGACGCUUAAGGCAAACUGCAAACGUCAGAGUUGAGAAUUUCUCAAAAUAAAAAGCUUGCUGCUAUAAAAAAAAAAACAGACCAAGACAAUUGUUAAAGACAUAACUAAAGUGAAGNUUUGUCUAAUUGUUUGCUUUAAAACUGUAACACCUGCUGUGGUUAGGACUCAAUAAACAGCCAGUCUUACAUUGUAUAAUUAUUAUAAAUUUAUAAUGGGUCCCAGUACCCCUUUUUUCGAACAAAGACAGUAAUUUUAAACUCAAAAAAAAAAUUAUCCAGGGACGCAGUGAUGAUGUCUGUUUUUAUGCCAAAAAUACGAUCUUCCUCCUUUUUGAAAUUCCCCCUUCUCGACAUAAGAAAGGGUCAAGAGAAUUUGUUCCAUACGACAGGGUUUCGUUAUAUCGAGAUACUCAGUUUACCAAUGUACUAUUUGGCAAAGAAAUUGUUCAAGUGCUCAUUUAUUCAGGGAUGGAGGGAUGUAUUUCUGUAUAUUAGGGAGAUUUAGAGUGACGCUUAAGGCAAACUGCAAACGUCAGAGUUGAGAAUUUCUCAAAAUAAAAAGCUUGCUGCUAUAAAAAAAAAAACAGACCAAGACAAUUGUUAAAGACAUAACUAAUGUGAAGCUACUUAUUUUGGGGCAGAAGAAGUGAUGAACAGUAAAGCAAAAGUGAAGAGAAAACUUGGUCACGAUAUAGAAUCAUGUUUGCCGUUUGCUGUAAACGCGACGCUAAAUCUCUCUAAUAUUUGAUAGCGAAGCGAAGGGUUAGCAAAAUGUGUCUUCGUUUUAAUAUAGGCAACUAAAAGCAUGCAAGUACAUCCGGACCAUUUAAAAUUAAUAAAGACUCAUCUAUGAUGUGGGGCGUGUGUUGUAGACGUCUUAUGCACAUAUAUUUGGCAAUAAUGAAGUUUCGACAGAUAUGAGAGUCAGAGCGAUUCAUAGCGAUAUUUCUAAAAGCUUUGACGGCGAUAAAAAGUACGUAGUUGUUCAGUAAUAAUUUAGUUACAUACUCAUGACAAAAUCUUACAUUCAUUCAAUACGUUUCCUUUAUUACCCUGUGAUGCGAAAGCAUUAAUUUAGAAACUCACGCUCGGUAAACAAAAUACAAGAGUUACCUAAACCGGCUCUUUUACGGGCCAAAUUUGAAAAUUCGAAAUCUGAAACGCAUUUUUUUCAGGUUUUGGAUAGGAGUCAUUAGCUUAGUAUAAGGUUAAAACGGCCGGGUUUCAUUUCCAUCAGGGUCAAUAUUGAAAUAAAGUGAGCUUUUUAAUUUUAAUAGCCUGUGAACAUCUGUUUUAUAGACUUAAAAAAAAAAAACCUUAAAAUAAAAAGAAUUUAGCGUGUCAAUAAUCUUCAGUAAACUACGAAGAAAGGCAGCCCAAAACCCUUGAUUACUGGUUGUCAAAACAUUUUCAUUGGAAGAAACAAUUUCAGUUUAGUGCCUUUUUACCCAUUGCAAGCAAAACGUCGCCAUUUGUUUAGUUGCAACGAAUGACGUGUUGUUUUUAAAACUAUGAUUGGGUAUAAGAUUUAAUGAUGUGGUCUUGAAAUUAAAAUUUGCAUGUCUAUGCAAUCGUAUAAUGGAGGAACGAAGCUACUCAAAAAAGUCAAUUCUUGUUAUGCAAAACUGGUUCCGACUCCUAAGAGAACUGUUGUUUUCAAACAAAGGGUCAAAAAACGCGAGUGACUAUCCUCAGAAUUUUCAUCAUGUCUGCAAAUUAUACUAACAAUUCCUUAAACCAGGAAGUUUGUAAAUUUUUGGCGGAACCUAUUUUUGUGAUAAUUUGCAAAUUAAUUUUCUUGUCUAUAAUUUUGAUCUGUAGCUUGGUUGGAAAUGUUAUUAUUAUAACUGUGGUUAGUUUGAGAAAAGAGCUAAGGAAGACGAUUAACUUUUUUAUAGUUAACAUGGCGGUUUCCGAUCUCAUUUUCCCGUUGGUGUCUAUUCCAUUUAGUUUGGCUGGAAUCGCGACAAAUUCUCUACAAUGGCCCAUCAGAGGUUUACCUGGUUUGAUCUCUUGCAAGCUUAGUGAGUUUUUGAAGCCUGCCUCAUUAACCGUCUCUGUGCAAAGUCUUCUUUGGAUUGCACUGGAUCGAUUUGUGGCGGUCGUGUUGCCACUGAAAGCGAAUCUUAUUUCCUCAAGAUUUCGUGCAUUUGCAAUCGCGUCCACUUGGGUUGUGGCAGUGUUAAUCAACUCAACAGAUUUGUACAGCACUAAGUUAGUUGAAGAUGGUGGAAAUUUUUACUGCAUAAGAGAGAAUUCGAUGCUACACAAAACUUUUGGAUAUGGGCGUGUUGUCCUUUUAACAAUAACUCCAUUGCUGUUAGUUACCAUUUUGUACUUUGCAAUAGCAGUGACCUUGCGAAGGCAAAACAAAACUCUUCAAUGUACAUCAGUAAAAGAGCAUAGUCAAAGGAAAACCAAAGCUAUACGGAUGAGCCUUUGCAUCAUAGUUACGUUUAACCUGUGCGCUCUUGUCUACACCAUUCUGACAAUAGCUAGUCUUCAAAGUGAAGCUCCAGAUUUAUCCUGUUUCGUUAAUAAUGUUUUAUGGUUUUUGGCUCUUCUUGGCAUGUACUUAUCUUCAGUCGUAAAUCCAUUCAUUUGUUUCACAUUUGUUAAAAGCUAUCGGCGUGGAGUGAGAGAAAUAUUUACUGGGAGAAAUUACGGUGGGGGUCGAGAAGAUCUAGAAAAUAAUAAACAUGGCAGUUAA
Messenger RNA from Porites evermanni, 5228 nucleotides. The record is from the annotation of a GenBank genome assembly. Lineage: Eukaryota; Metazoa; Cnidaria; Anthozoa; Scleractinia; Poritidae.